UGUAUUUUACUGAUCACAAGCAAAGAAAAAGGGAAAGGGGGGAGAGAAGAAGAGGAGAGUGGGGGAAAAAAAAAAACCCAAAAAACCCCCCAAAAACAAACUGCAACAGAGGAAGAGGGGAGAAAACGGAAGGGGAGAAGGAGGAGUGUAGCCAGAGAGACCGGCCCUGGGACAUUUGCAAAUCCUAGGGUGCCACUGAAAGGUGGGGAGUAAGAGAAAGCCAGAGCGACUGGAAAGCGGAGCUACUCGCAGCAACAGCAGCAGCUGUCAGGAGCUGGAUACACACAUACAUGCGUCCCUACGUGCACACACGGGGAGAAUUGAAGCUGCAGCUCAUAGCAGGAAGGAAGCGUUCCGGCUCUGCAAAGGGCUAUGCGUGUCAGGGAUGAAACCAAGAGCUGAAAGAAGCGGCUGCGCUCCUGGGACUGUGUCAUCUCGGAAGGGAGGGAGGCAGGAAGGAAGGAAGAAAAGGGGGAAGAUAACUGGCAUGUGGAAGAAGAUGGGAGACUAACUCACUGCUGUGCAGAAGGGAAAUCCAACUUGCACAUCUGAAAUACACCAGGCUCAGCUUGGAAAUGAGAUCAGACCUGCAUUGAAACACAGAAAGGGAGGAAAAGGGAGGCAGAGACGGGAGAGCUUUUAUCCUUCUUCCUGUCUCUCUUUCCCUCUCUCUCCUCAAAGAAGAAAUAGAAGUUUAUCCGUCUCGGUGCUUCUGGAUUCAUAUAGCUGCUGGACAAAAGAUGGAGAGGAAGCUAAAAUAAAAAGCAAAGUGUGCUUCUGAAAUUUACAGCUAAGAGGACAAAUCACAGCUCGGGUUUCUUUGUGCCCCAUCGGGGGAGUUUUAACGACUGAAGGAUUUUGAGAAGUGAUGGGGGGGGGCAAAGGCGAGAGUGGGCGUUAAAAAUACCCAUCCCAAGUGUUUAAAAAAUAAUGAGGUGAUGGAUUUAUUCAUGACAGCUGGUGGGAACCUUGAAUUUUUCUCUACUCCCUCCCUCCUUCAUUUCAUUUAAUGUGAAAUUAUGAAAAUGCAGAGGAGUUGGAGGGAAGGCAAAAGGAUAUAACGUGGAGUUUGAAACAAGGAGAGGGUGCUGAUGCUGUGGAUUGCUGGCUUCUUGCCGAAAUCAAAAAUCCAAUUGCGCACUGGGUUGUGAUUGGAAAUCUAAUCAGAUCUUUGGAGAGGGGGGAGAGAGACUAAAAGUUUAUUGUUUUGACAGACAGGAAUAAAAAUUUAAAUGCAAAAGGAGAUUCUUUUCUAAAUGCGUGUGGGGGUAUAGAGGAAAAGAAGAAUGGGAAUCCCCAUUCUAAUGUGGAGACACAUGGAUUGGAUAAUUGAUAGUGCAGCAAAGAAGGGGGAAAAAGAAAAUUGCCUGCCAAGACCUGGAUCUUAAGUGUCACAACAAAAUUGCGUUAAAAGAAUGGAGGAUUGCUUAAAAGGAAAUACAGUUAUUUCUGCUCUCCAGAGAAAAAACAAAUAGAGAGCAAUGGGGAGCAGUGGAGCCAGAGGGGCAGAAAACCUCAGAAAAAGGAAACUAGGCAAACGAUCCACAGUGGAAUGAAAAGUUUCAGAAAGGAAAAGGACCAUUCAUCCUCCUCAAGGAUUUUUGUUUUCUUCCUGUUAUUUUAAACCAUUAUUCUUCAGUGAAGGCAACCAUCAACGUUACCACUACAGAAAUUUUAAGCAGAAAAGUUGAAAGCCACAGAGAAAAUAAAGGACAGAGAAGAAAGCAAAUCACCAGAGGGGGAGAGUUCAGCAGUGUUGGGUUGGAUUGGCACCUGUAUGGACUGAAAUUGCUGGGAAAUUGCAAUUGGAUAUUCUCUUUCUUUUAUUUCCUUCCUUGUUUUUAAUUUUGGUUUGGUUGCUGAAAUGAAAUAGUUUUCUAACCCCUCCCCCACCCUGGUUUUUCAUAAUCACUCGGAUUUCCAGCUGGAUAGUCUUUGAGGAUACAGGUGGAUGCUGUGGGGGGGUCCAGGCAGCUCUGUGGAACAGUCUCCAGUGGGCUAGUAGGAUGAGAAGGUCCAGGGAUAGUUUGGGAAACGAGGAGAAACAUCACCUCCCAAGACGGUAAACCUGCUGAAAAGACGAUUCAAACUCCAGAAGGACCAACACCAAAUAAAUUAUGAAUGUUGAACAAGAUGACCUUACAUCCACAGCAGAUAAUGAUAGGUCCUAGGUUUAACAGGGCCCUAUUUGACCCCCUGCUUGUGGUGCUGUUGGCUCUUCAGCUUCUUGUGGUGGCUGGUCUAGUGAGGGCUCAAACUUGCCCUUCUGUCUGCUCCUGCAGCAACCAGUUCAGUAAAGUGAUUUGUGUGCGGAAAAACCUUAGAGACGUGCCAGACGGCAUCUCCACCAACACCCGGCUACUCAAUCUCCAUGAGAACCAGAUCCAAAUCAUUAAAGUUAAUAGCUUCAAGCAUCUGAGGCACCUAGAAAUCCUGCAGCUCAGCAGGAAUCACAUCAGAACAAUUGAAAUAGGGGCUUUCAAUGGUCUGGCUAAUCUCAACACUUUGGAACUCUUUGACAAUCGUCUGACCACUAUCCCAAAUGGGGCUUUUGUAUACCUGUCAAAACUGAAGGAACUGUGGUUGAGAAACAACCCCAUUGAGAGCAUCCCUUCUUAUGCUUUUAACAGAAUCCCUUCUCUCCGGAGGUUGGAUCUGGGGGAAUUGAAAAGGCUUUCAUACAUCUCAGAAGGUGCCUUUGAAGGUCUGUCCAAUUUGAGGUAUUUGAACCUUGCCAUGUGCAAUCUUCGAGAGAUUCCUAACCUUACUCCACUUGUAAAAUUGGAUGAGUUAGAUCUUUCUGGGAAUCACCUGACUGCCAUCCGGCCAGGUUCUUUCCAAGGGUUAAUGCAUCUUCAGAAAUUGUGGAUGAUACAGUCCCAGAUUCAAGUGAUAGAAAGGAAUGCUUUUGAUAAUCUUCAGUCACUUGUAGAGAUCAACCUGGCACACAACAAUCUAACACUACUGCCUCAUGAUCUGUUCACACCACUCCGCCUAGAAAGGAUCCACUUGCAUCACAAUCCUUGGAACUGCAACUGCGAUAUCCUUUGGCUCAGCUGGUGGAUUAAGGACAAGGCACCCUCCAAUACUGCAUGCUGUGCCCGUUGCCACACGCCUCCCAGUUUAAAAGGAAGGUACAUUGGUGAGCUAGACCUGAAUUACUUCACAUGUUAUGCUCCAGUCAUAGUGGAGCCACCAGCAGACCUCAACGUCACAGAAGGCAUGGCUGCAGAGAUGAAAUGCCGGGCAUCGACCUCCCUGACCUCUGUGUCUUGGAUUACUCCAAAUGGAUCUGUAAUGACGCAUGGGGCAUACAGAGUUCGGAUUGCUGUGCUCAGUGAUGGCACAUUAAAUUUUACCAAGGUAACUGUGCAAGACACGGGUUUGUACACAUGCAUGGUGAGUAACUCUGUUGGGAAUACCACGGCUUCUGCCACGCUGAAUGUGACCGCCCUGGAUAACCCUGGUUACACGUACUUUUCAACCGUCACGGUAGAGACUGUGGAACCUUCUCAGGAUGAGGCACAGACCACAGAGCAGGUUGGGCCCACACCAGUUACCAACUGGGAAACCAUUAACAUGACAACCUCACUCACUCCACAGAGCACAAGAUCAACAGAAAAAACGUUCACCAUUCCUGUGACGGACGCAAACAACGGGAUCCCAGGAAUAGAUGAGGUUAUGAAGACUACCAAAAUAAUAAUUGGUUGUUUUGUGGCUAUCACUCUCAUGGCUGCUGUGAUGCUGGUAAUUUUCUACAAAAUGAGGAAGCAGCAUCACCGGCAGAACCAUCAUGCUCCAACACGGACUGUAGAGAUCAUUAAUGUGGAUGAUGAGCUUACAGGUGACACACCCAUAGAGAGUCAUUUGCCCAUGCCAGCAAUAGAGCAUGAGCACUUAAAUCACUAUAACUCUUAUAAAUCUCCUUUCAACCACACAACAACAGUUAACACAAUAAAUUCAAUACACAGUUCAGUGCAUGAACCGUUAUUGAUCCGAAUGAACUCGAAAGACAAUGUUCAAGAGACUCAAAUCUAAAACAUUUAUGACAUUAAGGGGUGGGGUGGGGGGACAACAAAAGAUGGUUUAUAAAACAAAUGACACAAAUGACUGGGCUAAAUCUACUGUUUCAAAAGUGUCUUUACAAAGAAAAAGAAAUUUAUUUAUUAAAAAUUCUAUUGUGAUCUAAAGCAGACAAAAUUAUGUGUAUUCCUCAGAACCUGUUUUUGCUGCAGUUAUUUACCCUCCUCGUUCCCGUUUUCCUGCCCAACCUACUCUGACUCCCAUUUGCCAUAUUUUUCAUAGGAAAUCUUGAUUCCCUAAAAGAACUGAUCUAGGAAAUUUUGUAAGAGUUCUGUUACACUUUGGGAAUUUUUAUGGUGAAUUCUAGUGGUGAGAUUCGGUCUAUUUUGUCACUUUCUCUUUUUUCUUUUGUUUCCUCAUGCCCUUUUUGAAAUUAUUCAACAGAGAAUGGAGUAAUAACAGUAACUUUGCAAGUGAGAAAAACAAGUAAACCUUUUUUUUUUUUCUCCAUGUAAUGAUUUGCUCUGUAUUUACCAAAAGCACCAUUCUGUGAAAAAAAUGGAAAAAAAAGUAAAAAAAAACCAAACCAAAAAUUAAUUUACUUGUGGAAGCCUAUAAAACCCAUGAUCUUUUAAGCAAUUCUAGAACCAGAAUUUGUAGUUCAAACACUAAACUAAGAUUAUAAAUAAAAUAUUGGUUUUUUUCUCUACUUGGAUAUAGCUC
Messenger RNA from Ficedula albicollis (Collared flycatcher), 4746 nucleotides. It is a transcript of the gene LRRC4C, whose product is annotated as leucine rich repeat containing 4C. Gene Ontology annotation, cellular component: plasma membrane; postsynaptic density membrane; glutamatergic synapse. The record is from RefSeq and is a predicted model, not a curated record. Gene Ontology annotation, molecular function: cell-cell adhesion mediator activity. The coding region runs from base 2122 to 4038 and encodes 638 amino acids. The transcript has 3 exons. Gene Ontology annotation, biological process: regulation of axonogenesis; synaptic membrane adhesion; modulation of chemical synaptic transmission. Lineage: Eukaryota; Metazoa; Chordata; Aves; Passeriformes; Muscicapidae.